GCCCCGCCCACCGUCAUGCAAACACGCCCCCUUCUCGUAGCCCCGCCCCCUCCAAUUCGACCACGCCCCCUCCCCCCUCCUCUACGCUACUUCCGGUUCGCGCGACGGGAAACAGGAACCGGAAGUAGAACUGCAGCCGAAACGGAAGCGGACCGCGGAGGAGGACCGUGCGCCAUGCGUUCGGACGACGAAGGGACCCCCCCUCCCUCGGAGUGGGACUGGGGCUGCCCGCGCACGCGGCGCCGCGUGGAGGAGCUGCACUUCGGCCCCGGGGGGCUCCUGCCCUCCAACCCUGAGGACAUCCGCAACUUCUGGACCUUCUUCGAACGGCUGAGGCGCUUCCAGAGCCGAAAACCUCCUCCGACACCGACCCCAAAAGACACCAGGAAGGAUCCAUCGCCGUCGCUCGGUCUCCCACCGCGCUACGACGCGCUGCACCGCAUCAACGUGACCCUACCAGAACCCCAAACCUCGCGCCGCGACGGCCCUGCCGUGCCCCGCCGGCACCGGGCAGAGCUGCGCUGCGCCCUGCUGCAUUAUUUGGACUUCACGCAGAAACAGAGCUUCUCCAAACUGGCCAAAAUCCGCCGGGAUCGCGCGGCGCUGCCCAUCGCCCGCUUCCGGGAGCCCAUCCUGCAGGCCGUGGCGCGGCACCGCGUGGCGCUGGUGGCCGGAGAUACGGGUUGUGGUAAAUCCACGCAGGUGCCGCAGUUCCUGUUGGAGGCUGGGUACCAAAACGUGGCCUGCACGCAGCCGCGCCGCAUCGCCUGCAUCGCCCUGGCCAAGCGCGUGGCCUACGAGAGCCUCCGGCAGCACAGCGGCCAGGUCUCCUAUCAGAUCCGUUUCGACACCACCCGCUCUCCCUGCACCCAAAUCCUCUUCCUGACCGAGGGGCUGCUCCUCCGCCAGGCCCAGCGGGACCCGCAGCUCUCAGGGUACCAGGUUCUGAUCGCCGAUGAGGUCCACGAGAGGCACCUCCACGCCGACGUCCUGCUGGGGGUCCUGCGGCGCCUGCUGCUCUCCCGACCCGACCUGCGCCUGCUGCUCAUGUCUGCCACCAUCAACAUCGAGCUCUUCGCCCAGUAUUUUGGGGGUGCGCCCGUGGUGCAGGUGCCAGGCAGGAGUUACCCCAUCUCGGUGAGAAGGUCGGGGGCUGGGGGGUCCAUCGUCAGGAUGGAGUUGGGCUCUUUGGGCUCAAUCCCGAAUCUGGAGUUGGGUUUUUAUGGGGCUUAACCCCGAAUCUGGAGUUGGGUUUUUAGGACUCAAUCCUGAGUCUGGAGUUGGGUUCUUUGGGCUCAAUCCUGAAUCUGGAGUUGGGUUCUUUGGGCUCAAUCCUGAAUCUGGAGUUGGGUUUUUUGGGGCUCAAUCCUGAGUCUGGAGUUGGGUUUUUUGGGGCUCAAUCCUGAGUCUGGAGUUGGGUUUUUUGGGGCUCAAUCCUGAAUCUGGAGUUGGGUUCUUUUGGACUCAGUUCUGAAUCUGGAGUUGGGUUCUUUGGGCUCAAUCCUGAGUCUGCAGUUGGGUUCUUUGGGCUCAAUCCUGAAUCUGGAGUUGGGUUCUUUGGGCUCAAUCCUGAGUCUGGAGUUGGGUUCUUUGGGGCUCAAUCCUGAAUCUGGAGUUGGGUUCUUUGGGCUCGAUCCUGAAUCUGGAGUUGGGUUUUUUGGGGCUCAAUCCUAAAUCUGAAGUUGGGUUUUCUGGGCUCCAUCCUGAAUCUGGAAUAGGGACUUUGGGAGUUGAUCCCAAAUCUGGAGUUGGGUUCUUUUGGGCUCAGUCCAAAUUCUGCCCUUAGAAUUGGAUCCUUGGGGCUCAAUCCCGAAUCUGGGGUUGGGUUUUUGGGGCUCAAUCCCGAAUCUGGAGUUGGGUUUUUGGGGCUCAAUCCCGAAUCUGGAGUUGGGUUCCUUGGGACUCAAUCCUGAAUCUGGAAUCGGGUCUUUGGGGUUCAAUCCCAAAUCCCGAAUUGGGUCUUUAGGGCUGAAUCCCUUCUUUAGGCUUUGGGAUUUGGGGGCAGAAUCCCACCUUUUAGAAUCGGAACAUUUGGGGGCUGAAUCCCCCCCUUCAGAUUU
This is a messenger RNA of Meleagris gallopavo (turkey), 2060 nucleotides long. The record is from RefSeq and is a predicted model, not a curated record. Lineage: Eukaryota; Metazoa; Chordata; Aves; Galliformes; Phasianidae.